GGCGCAGCGGCCGGGAGCCGGCGUUCCGCCAUUGGUGGCCGGCCGGCUCUGGAGGCUCAUUGUGGCCGUCCCGGCAAACGGUCCUCGGACUGACGGGGAGGAGAGACCCGGGACGGCUCCACCCAGAGGCGGGGAAUGAGACGGUGCGGUUGGGCAAGGCUGCGUCCUCCCGGGGACUUCAUCGGGACCUUUGAGUGAGACUGAUGUGAACAAGCAGGGCCUAGGGCUGCCGUUUCCUGCCGCUCCGUCCCGGGGAUCCAGCACUCGGGUAACAUCAGCUCUUCCAGGAAGGGGUGACUAUGGAGAACGUGGCUGUGGUGAUUGAAGAAAGAGCCCUGUCUUUGCAAGACCCCGGCCUUCCCCGAGGGAGUGGAGAGGAGGAGGAGGAGGAAGAUGGGCUGGCUGCGUUCCAGGAACCAUUGACAUUCAAGGAUGUGGCUGUAGAAUUCACCCAGGAAGAAUGGGGCCAACUGAACUCUUCCCAGAAGAACCUCUUCAGGGAUGUGAUGCUGGAGAACUACAAGAACUUUGUCUUCCUUGGACUUCCGGUUUCCAUGCCAGCGGUGAUCCUGCUGUUGGAACGGGGAGAGGUGCCACGGAGCUCAGAGGGAGAGGAGUCCAGAGGCAUUCUUUCAGAUUCCAUCAGGCAGGAGCCUGUAUGUAAAGUCAGGAACACAGCUCCAAAAAGAGACAGUUUCAUGGGAGUGUCAUCUAAACAAAGAGUGGUAGCAAAGACUGGUGGUAGUAGCUGGAACUCUGAUAUGGGAAAAGUUUGGGAACACAAUAUAAUGUUAGAAAAUCAGAAAGACAAGCAAGAAAGACAGUCGAAACAAGUCACAGUUGCUCUCAGCAAACCCCUUAAUGAGGCAAGUGUCCUUGAAUAUAAUACAUUUGGGAGAAGCUUUCAACAUGGGCCUAUCCCACAGCAGAGAAUUCAUACAGGAAGAAGUCUUCACAAUUAUGAUGUCCUUGGAAAGAGCAUUAAAGAAUUUUCAGAUCUAAUUAAAUGUAACAAAACCAUCUUAGGGAAAAAUCUUUCUAAGCCUCUUGGUUACCACUCAGGUCUUAUUCAAUAUCAGAUGAUAAAUACUAAAGAGAAACCCUUUACUUAUAGUGAAUAUGGGAAAGCUUUCAACCAGAAUGUAAACCUUAAUAAAACAGUUCAUGCUGGAGAGAAACGCUUUGAAUGUAAUGAAUGUGGGAAAACCUUCAGCAACAAUUCAUGCCUUACUCUUCAUCAGAGAAUUCAUACUGGAGAAAAACCCUUUGAAUGUAAUGAAUGUGGAAAAGCAUUUAGCCAGAAAUCAAACCUUACUCUACAUAAGCGAAUUCAUACUGGAGAGAAACCCUUUGAAUGUAAUGAAUGUGGGAAAACUUUUAGCCAGAAGGGACACCUUAUUGAACAUCAGAGGAUUCAUGCUGGAGAAAAACCUUAUAAAUGUAAUGACUGUGGGAAAACCUUCAGCCAGAGAGGAAACCUUAAUGAACAUAAAAGAAUUCAUACUGGAGAAAAGCCCUUUGAAUGUAAUGAAUGUGGGAAAGCCUUCAGCCAGAGGGGACACCUUACUGAGCAUCAAAUAAUGCAUGAUGGUGAUAAACCCUAUAAGUGUAAUGAAUGUGGGAAAGAAUUCAGCCAUAGGACAUCCUUUAUUUAUCAUCAGAGAAUUCAUACAGGAGAAAAGCCCUAUGAGUGUAGUGACUGUGGGAAAACCUUUAGCAAGAAUUCAAAUCUCACUCUCCAUCAGAGAAUUCAUACUGGUGAGAAACCCUACAAGUGUAAUGAAUGUGGAAAAGCCUUCAGCCAGAGAGGACAUUUUAAUGAACAUCAGAGAAUUCAUGCUGGAAAGAAACCCUAUAAAUGUAGUGAAUGUGGGAAGGCCUUUAGCAAAAACUCCAACCUUACUCUACAUCAAAGAAUUCAUACUGGAGAGAAACCCUAUGAAUGUGGUGAGUGUGGGAAAGCGUUCAGCAAGAAGGGGCAUCUUACUGAACAUCAGAGAAUUCAUGCUGGAGAAAAACCCUACAAGUGUAAUGAAUGUGGAAGAGCCUUCAGCCACAAAACAACCUUUAUCAACCAUCAGAGGAUUCAUACGGGAGAGAAACCCUAUGAAUGUAAUGAAUGUGGGAAAGCUUUUAGCCAGAGAGGAAACCUUACUGAACAUAAGAGAAUUCACACUGGAGAGAAAUGUUUUGAGUGUGGUGAAUGUGGGAAAGCUUUUACUCAUGGGUCAUCUUUCAUUCAUCAUCAGAGACUUCAUAAUGGAGAGAAACUACACAAAAGAAAUGAAUGUAGAAUGUAAUGGAAAGAUGGCUGAAUUUGGAGUCACAAAAUGUGGGUUCAGAUUCUAGCACUAGUACUUGUUAUCCAUGAUACUUGGGCAAAUAUCAACCAUUCUGGGCUUUAUUUCUUUCAUUCACAAAAAAAAGGGUUAUGUGCUUGUUUUUUACAACUCCCCACAAGAGUUAUAGAUAAUCACAAAGAUUCAUUCCAGACAUUUAUCCACAGUACUGUUAGGGUGGGGAAAAAACAGGCAAAGGAAAAAGAAAUUCCAUAAAUGCGAUGAAUAUAGGAAUGAUUUCAGCAUAAGUUUAAUUUUUAAGAAGCAUUAGAUAACUCGUAUUACAGAUAAGCCCUAGCAAUGCAGUGACAGAGGGAAGAUUUUUGAAGUGUAGAUCAUUCUUCAUCAGACACUUCAAGAUUUUUAUUGAAAUCUGUUUAAUAGCUGACUCACAGGUUUUAAAGCUUGUAAUGCACUUUACAUACAUUAUUUCAUUUGAGCUUCAAAACAAAUCUGGGAGGCAACUACUACAGAUAUUCCCAUAUUACAAAUGAGGAAGCUGAGACCCAGAGAUUAUUUGUCCAUCAUUACAAAGCAAUAAAAGCGGGGAGGAUUUGAAUCCAGGUCUUCCUAACUCCAGGUUUAAUAAUUUCCACUACCAUUUGCUGCCUCUCUAGUAAAUCCACUCAAAUGUUAUUUAGCAAAAUAAGCUUCAGAAACUUCUUGUUACAAAUAAAAGGGAGAAAUGACCUAAGGUGACUUUAUUUGCUCAAGUUGGGAAAUGUUAAAAUGGACACUACCUGUCUGAAUUCAGAUUAUUCAUCUAAUAGAAUCAUUUUGGGAACGCAAUCUGUCAGUUAACAUGAAAAGUUACAAAAGAAGUAAUAACUUUUGAGUCAUGAUCUGUACUAGGGAAUAUACCCUAAAAAUGUUAUCCAAAAUUGUCAAGGAUUUUCAUAGCAGAAUUAUUUAAAAUUGUUUUUUCUAAAAUGGAAACAACCUAAAGUUCAACAAUAGGGAAAUAGUUAAAUAACUUCUAUUACAUUAUGUGGUGAAAUAUUAUGAGGUUAUUAAGACUGACAAGUAUGAGCAAAAUAGAAAUCUGAAAAGACCUUUAUGAAGUAAUUGAAACUGUGAAAAAGAGAACCAGGAAAAUGGCAUAUACUUAAUGUAAAAAGAAUGGACAUUGGGAGUCCUGACGAAGACUUAGAGAAUGACUGAAAAGUAAUGACAUUUCCUGCAUUGAAAUUCAUUAUUUAAGUGUAAAUAGUUGCAAAGCAAGUUUAAUUGGUUGUGUUGAUGUCUGAUACUGAUUGUAAUUUAAAAAAAUAAGACUGGGCCCAUCUUUAAGUUUGACUUAGGUAGCAUGAUGUAGUGGGACUUGCGAUCAGGAGGCCUGGGUUUGAAUCCCUGGGGUAUAACUUAAUACCAUGUAACCCUGAACAGAUCUUUACCUCUCAAGAGCCCAAGUAAUUGUACUUGCACUAUUGUCUAUUAAUAAAUGGGUUCCAUUAUAA
Messenger RNA from Antechinus flavipes (yellow-footed antechinus), 3796 nucleotides. RefSeq names its product zinc finger protein 260-like. The transcript is spliced from 6 exons. The coding region runs from base 300 to 2300 and encodes 666 amino acids. Lineage: Eukaryota; Metazoa; Chordata; Mammalia; Dasyuromorphia; Dasyuridae. Gene Ontology annotation, biological process: regulation of cytokine production; regulation of immune system process; negative regulation of transcription by RNA polymerase II. The record is from RefSeq and is a predicted model, not a curated record.